Erpetoichthys calabaricus (reedfish) is the source of this 2919-nucleotide messenger RNA. It is a transcript of the gene mettl27, whose product is annotated as methyltransferase like 27. The transcript is spliced from 5 exons. The record is from RefSeq and is a predicted model, not a curated record. Gene Ontology annotation, molecular function: S-adenosylmethionine-dependent methyltransferase activity. NCBI's taxonomy places the organism in Eukaryota, Metazoa, Chordata, Cladistia, Polypteriformes, Polypteridae. Bases 105 to 794 code for a protein of 229 amino acids.
UGUCUGACCUUUGUUACCUGCAGUGUUGGACAGAAGUCCCUUUUUUACUGCGUACUCCAGCAUUUCAAAUUUGACCUGCAACUGCAAUUUUGGGAGUCUGUGGUAUGGCGAAUCGCAAGUCCUUCUCCGAAGUAAAAGAGACGGUCCUCGCAGCCCACAAAGACGUAGACCCGGAGGGUAAAGUUAAAUUUUACGAUAGCUGGGCUGAUAAUUAUGAGCAGGAUGUAGAAACACUGGAAUACAGGGCUCCUUACCUGGCUGCAGAGACACUAUCAUCAGCUUUCCAAGGAAAUCGAGACCUUGCUGUGAUACUAGAUGUGGCCUGUGGAACAGGCCUAGUAGUUUCCUGGCUACACAAAAUGGGCUUCAGAAAUUUCCAUGGUAUCGAUGGUAGUGAAGGAAUGCUUGAAAUGGCCAAAACCAAAGGAUUAUACCAAAAUCUGAAGUGCUGCAUGCUCGGAACGGAGACUCUUUCAUCUCCCAUUUCUUUUUAUGAUGCAGUACUUCUAGUUGGUGCACUCAGCGUUGGACAUGUGCCAGUCGAAGUAAUUUGGGAGCUCUGCAAAGUAACAAAACCAGGUGGAUAUAUAUGUAUGACAACAAGAGCCAACAACACCAAUAUACAUUAUAAAGAUCAGCUGGAAUCCCUGCAGAGAUCAAUGGAGGAAAAGGGAUUGUGGAAAAAAAUAGCAGUUCGAGAAGUAGAAAAAUGGGAAAGAGCAGUUUCGGAGAGUGACUGUGUGUACAUCUCUGGAGUGGUAUAUUUGUAUAGAAAAACCUGUGUGGAAUCUUGAAGGGAACAACAGCAAUGCCCUUAUUUUAUUCUUGCCACAAACUGUCAUGUUGAUAUAGCAAUUUAUUGCUGUACUAUUUUAAAUGUACAGUAAUAAAUAGUCCCCUUUCUUUUUAUAGUAAGUGCCUUAUGCUAAAGUUUCAGAGCUUUAAAAUAGUGUGUAGUGAAUUUGAUGAAUUCCCUCAAGAUAAUGUAUAUUUAGAUACUCUGAAAUAUGCCAUAUGUUUAGAAUACUAUACAGUACAUAAAUCCAGUUGCUAGCAUGAAUGCUGUUUUUUGUCUCAAACUAUAGUCAAAAAUCAGUUCUGAGGAAAAUUGAAAGCCUAAAACUAAAUGAGUUAACCAAUAUUUAUGAUUUUAAUCAUUAUAAACUGUAGAAACUAAAAACAGGAUGAAUAUGAUCAUUCUUUAAAUCUCAUUAAUUGGAAUUUCAAAAAAUCAACUGUAGACAGCUCAACCCUUAAAAACAUCAGAUUUUCUUUGAAAAAUGGUCUUGUGAUUGGCACUUCCAAUGAGUGGUGAGAACUGUGGUAGUACAGUAUAUAGGUAUAGGUAGAAUACAGACUGAAUUUUUUAAAUGUAAAAACUUUUAAUAAUAGUUGUGCCAAUGUGCUGGCUUCUCAGCCAGCCUCACCCUUAUAUUUUGGUGUUUGGAAUACUGGCACAGGCUUUUUUUAGUUGCUUCCUUUCUUAACAUAAAAACAAAACCUUCAAUAGCCACUUUAGGAUAUCCCACAUGACUCUCUUAAAACAAUCUCUUAUUUCAUGUACAGAUAUUUAAAUCUUUGUUAGCAUGCAGUCAAAUCCUCUUGUCCUGGCUAACCCUGAUAGACCCCUGUUACAUAAACAUUAAUAGAAACUUGAGUAUUUUAUAUAAAAUAGAGGAAAAAAAAUUCAGACAGUCAAUGAAGAAUUUUUAUUAUUGUUGGAUUUGUUUUCUCUCAUCUAUUCAUCCAAUUUCUGAACUAACUUGGCCCAGUUCUGGGUUGUGGAGUGGCCUUACCUUUGAUGCCAUCAUCAGAUCUUAGCAAGAACCAACUCUAGGAGGAAUGCCAGUACAUCAAAGAGUCGCAUCCUUCAUGUUUACUACCUAAAGACUAGAACAAUCCUUUAGUUAUAUCUGGAUUAGUUUCACAGUGUCAACAGGGAGUGAUCUUCUUAACACAGAAUGUGGUCCUGGAUUAUUUACCUUCAGUCAUGUUUGAAUAUUUAAAAUGUAUUGACUUAUUUUCACUCCCUGUUUUAUAUUUCGUCAUACAUUUUUUACUACAGAAAAUUUUAUUAUUACAAAAAUAAUUUGGAACAGUGAGAUGUAUUAAAGUGGAGAAAGUAAAAAGAAGUGGGAAAAUAGCAGAAAUUAAAUAUCUGUGUUUGAUAUUCAGAUAUGUUUAAUACCUUAAUUAUUGUUUAAAAGCAACAUGUAAUGUUUAUUACAUUUCUGAUUAAAAUGUUUUGAUUUACAUAAGUGUAAGUACUUAAAUUGCAAACAGGUUUUAGGGCACUUGUCAGUAAAAUUGACAGUAACUAGAUACAAUACAAAUUGCUCAGUUAGCGUUAAUAUUUAAUAGGGAAAACUGCGUUACUGUAGCAUUAGAGAAAGGGAGAAAUCUUGAUAUUUUCUGUUUUGCUGAACUGGUAAAAGUACUCUAAAAUCAGAUUUUGACUUCUCAUCUAUGAUAUACUGUAUAUAAAACUAUGUAAAUUUUAUAUUUGAAGACUUAAAGUAAUUUCAUUUAGGCUCUCUUUAGGUUGCAUACUCUUUAAACAAAAGUUUGUUUUUAUACUUGUAGGAGAUUAAGUUUCUGAAAAUGCAGGUGUAUAAAUUCACCAAGAGCUUGCUGCAAGUAAACAAUAUCAAUGUUAAGAAGGUAAGACACACAAGGUAAUUUUAUAAUGAGAUGCUGAGAAGAGGAAUAUAUUAAUAGAUACUAGUAGCAGAAUGUUAUUUACGACUGUCCAACAGUGGUUGGCUAAAACAGAAAGAGACAAAUUUAGUUAUGUUAUGUAAAUAAUUAAAAAAUAGCACAAAUCUAAACCCCUGAAUGCAGGAAUAUUGUGGCAUAUAUUCAUGUUUUCAUGUGUCAACUAUUGAAAUAAAAAUGAUGCUGAUGUGGCAUUAAAUUAUU